AUGGCAUCAACUAAAAAAGAUUUAUCAUCUCCGAUACUUUUUAUCGAAAUUCUACAAGAAAUAUUCGAACAUUUUCGUGACUUACAAACAUUAUUUUCGUGUCUUUUAGUGAAUCGACAAUGGUGUCGCGCUGUUAUUCCGAUGCUUUGGCGAGAUCCAUUUGUAAAAGGACCAUCGCCAAAAAUUAUUCAACUUUAUAUGAGAUCUUUACCAGAAUCGGCUCGUUGUCGCCUAAUGGAAGCUGGCAUUAGACAAAUUUCCGAUCUCACCGGACCCCCUACUUUUGCAUACCAUUCUAUUCUAAAACGUUUGAGAUUUGGUGAUAUUUUCAAUUCUAUUACUGCAUGGCUAGUACCACAUAAAAUAAAAGUGGAUAUUCAAGAUAAAAUUAUGAUCUCUGAAGUCUUACGUGAAAUCUUGACUUUAAUUUUACAAUCUGCUGAUUCCUUGGAUGAAUUGAUAAUCGAAAUCUAUAAAGCUCAAUUUGUUGAAAUGUCUAAAAAUAAUUUUGUUUUCCCCGAAUUUGACGGUGUCGAUCAAUCUCUUAAGAAAAUUCGAAAAUUUCACUUUAAAGGUGACUAUUUAAGUCAAGACCUUUGGAAACCGAUGACCGAAAAAAUUACGGAAAUUACGCAUUUACGUGUAGAAAGCAUAUUCGAGAACGAUCCAGAAUCUACAGCGAAUUUCAUCAAGCAACAAAAAAAUUUGGCACAUCUCUGCCUUUCUUUUGGUGGAUCUUGGAGAGCUUUGACUUCACUAGCUUCAAUGGGAAAGUCAAUUAAGACUUUAAGUUUUUUUAAAUUAGAUUUUGAAUUUAUCGACGAAAUGGCAAUCAAAGGAUUGAAAUCUUGCAUUAAUUUAAGAGCACUCGAUCUAGAAUAUUGCUUAAAUUGCGAUUCGAUCGGAUUAAUCGAGGCGGUCAAAUCUUUUCAAAAUUUGAAAUAUUUUGCUUGUUUAUCAGAACGUCGAACAAUGCCAACUGAAAUUGUGAAGACGGUGCUCGAAACGAGUGGAAACAAACUCGAGUUUCUUUUUUUGAAUCCUUUAUCUUGGGAUACUAUGGUACAUCAAGAAAUCAUAGACUCUUUGAUUGCUAAUGGGCAAGCAUUAAAGUUUCUAGAAUUAUCAGGUAUAAACGAAAUGAAUACCGGCAGGAUUCUAUCUGCCUGUCCGAAUCUAAUUGAUUUUAUAUUUUGCUCUCAUGGAAACAACAAUUAUGCAUUGUUGACGAAAAUCGCGAAAACUGCCCCAGUAACAUUACGGCAUUUAAGAAUCAAUAUUAAUGGACAUCAGAUGUCAAUUGCUGAACUUCGUAUAUUCCUGGAAGACUUGCAAUUUAAGCUCAAAUCGUUUCACGUUGGCGCUCCGCACCCAGAAGAUUUAAAAACCUUUUUAAAUUCUAACAGAAUAAAGGAUACUUAUCCUCCCGGAAGAAUUGAAUUUCUGCGAAAAAAGUUUAUUCCAACAUUUGGUCUCGAAGAAAAUCGAUUCGCGCGCAUCCCGGAAGAGUUUUUUGGACGUUGA
Ambispora leptoticha is the source of this 1524-nucleotide messenger RNA. Lineage: Eukaryota; Fungi; Glomeromycota; Glomeromycetes; Archaeosporales; Ambisporaceae. The record is from the annotation of a GenBank genome assembly.